Molecule: messenger RNA, 1122 nt
Organism: Rhipicephalus sanguineus (brown dog tick)
Lineage: Eukaryota; Metazoa; Arthropoda; Arachnida; Ixodida; Ixodidae
Exons: 2
Coding region: 352-1041 (229 amino acids)
Cellular component (GO): membrane
Molecular function (GO): symporter activity
Source: RefSeq, a predicted model, not a curated record
GCGCUUGUGGCGACGGUGGCCGGCCUUCUGAUCGGCGUGUUGGUGGUUCCACGCGCAGCCCGGCGGCCACUAGCCGUGCCAGGAGAGCUGCUUCUGCGCGUCUCCGGCGCCGCCACGCUGCCUCUGCUCGCCUGCCGGCUGCUGCUACUGCCACCGGACGCUCGGCUGCUGGCCGCUGCACUCGGCUUCCAGCUGUCCGCUAGUGUCGCAGCCUUACUACUCGCCAGCUGGGCACCAACGCCUCCAACAGCCAGGCCUGCUGAACCACUCGACUGGUUUAGGUGCGUCAAUGCCGAUAGUAAGGCGCAGCGCUAAAGCACUGCGCCCUGCAGGAACGCGGUACCCGACAACAUGCUGCAGAUGUUUGUGUUAGAGGAAGGGCAGCGGGGCCGCAACACGACGCCGGAGAUGCGCGCUGAGCCUGGUAACUUGCUAGGCGUAGCAACGGCGUCGGUGCUGUUGGGAUACGCGCUGGCGCGCCAGCGAGGGAACCGGGCCUUGCGUACACUGCUGGCCGACGCGGGGGAGUCGCUGACGCGACUGCUCAACGGCCUGCUCGCAUGGGCGUGCCCCAUCGGAGCUCUGUCGCUGGCGCUACGGGCCGCCGACGAAGAGGCGACGUGGUGGCGCGGCGCCUACUUGGCCUCCGUGGGUCUGGCGCUGCAUGCUGUCCUAGUGGCCGUCGUGGUGGGCGCCGCUGCAUCACGCCGUGACCUGCAACGGUUGCUGGCUGCGCUGUCGUGGCCGCUAUGCGUAGCAGCCGUGGCCGGGUCGAGCUGGCACGCGCUGCCCGCCGCACUGUGCGCGCUACAGCAGCGUGAGCCCACCGCAGCCGCCCUGGUGGUGGUCCGCUGCGGCAGCGCGUUGUGCAACAUGCUGCUACUGACGCCCACCAUGCUCCCAGACAGGGGAUUCACGCAAGGCCUGCUGCUAGCGGUGGCCAACUCCUUAUUCAGCGUUGGCCGGGGAGACGGGCCGCUCCUGUACCUAGCCGGCCUGCCCCCGCUGCCUGGCGCCGUGUACGUAACAUGGCAUCAAUGAAAAGCGCGCACCAGUUAUACAACUCCAAUCGCUGCAGGCAGCGGCUGGCCGCACUACACGACCUGUUCGGUUCGUGCGGGU